CUGUUUUAUUCUCUGUAGAAUGUGAGUGCGGCUUCGACUGAAGACAGCGGUGUAAUGAUAAAAGCCGCAUUUGCGGUAGCCAGACUCCUCGCACCUCAUAUCAAUCAGGAAUAAUCUGAGAAACUGCAUUUUUUCCCCUCUCCUCGAGCCCUAGCCUUACCCGCGUCUCGGAGAACAUUGUGAAGUUCCUUCAGCACCAUGUCCAGGCCGUCAGGGGGCGGUGUUGCGAAUGAUGUCACCCGCUUCUUGUCUACGGGGACAGUGCCAGGCUCUCCCUCCACCUCUACCCCCAGUGGCCAUGUGUUCUCCGCCUCCAGCCAGGCGGACUGGGCGGCCAAGCGGCUUGUCUGGGUUCCAUCGGAGAAGCAAGGCUUUGAGUCUGCCAGUAUCCGUGAGGAACAUGGGGAUGAGGUGGAGGUGGAGCUGACGGACAGUCAGAGGAAGCUCACCCUGUCCAGGGAGGAGGUGCAGAGGAUGAAUCCUCCCCGCUUCAGUAAGGUAGAAGACAUGGCCGACCUCACCUGUCUCAACGAAGCCUCCGUCCUGCACAACCUCAGAGAGAGAUACUACUCUGGGUUGAUAUACACGUACUCUGGGCUUUUCUGUGUGGUGAUCAACCCCUAUAAGAACCUGCCCAUCUACACAGAGUCUAUAGUGGAGAUGUACCGGGGGAAGAAACGGCAUGAGAUGCCACCUCACAUCUAUGCCAUAUCAGAGGCUGCCUACCGCAGCAUGCUACAAGACAGAGAAGACCAAUCUAUCCUCUGCACAGGAGAGUCAGGAGCAGGAAAGACUGAGAACACCAAGAAGGUCAUCCAGUAUCUGGCUCACGUGGCCUCAUCCCAUAAGACUGGAACUCUGGGUAGAAACAAGGACACCUCACAGACGGAGGGCAGUAGAUCUUUGCCCCGGGGCAGUUCUCUGGUGAACAGGAGUAUGCAUUAUGGAGAGCUAGAGAGGCAGCUGCUACAGGCCAAUCCCAUCUUAGAGGCCUUCGGAAACGCCAAAACCGUCAAGAACGACAACUCCUCCAGAUUUGGCAAAUUCAUCCGUAUUAACUUCGACGUGGCUGGAUACAUUGUCGGUGCCAACAUCGAAACCUACCUGCUGGAAAAGUCCAGAGCCAUCCGCCAGGCCAAAGACGAGAGGACCUUCCACAUUUUCUACCAACUCAUGUGUGGAGCUUCAGAAGCCACCCGAGCGGAUCUUCUCUUGGGCAGUGCUGACCAGUACCGGUUUCUGAGUGGAGGUGCAAUCCCUGUUCCAGGCCAGAGUGAUGCUGACAACUUCACCCAAACCAUGGACUCUAUGGCCAUCAUGGGAUUCACUCCAGAGGAGUCUCUGUCCAUGUUAAAGGUGAUCUCAGCCGUGCUCCAGUUUGGUAACAUCUCGUUUACGAAGGAGAAGAACCAAGACCAGUGUUCCAUGCCAGACGACACGGCCGCCCAGAAACUGUGCCACUUGCUGGGUAUCAGUGUGCUAGAAUUCUCCCGGGCCAUCCUCACCCCCAGGAUUAAAGUAGGACGAGAGUACGUCCAGAAGGCCCAGACCAAAGAACAGGCUGACUUUGCAGUAGAAGCGUUGGCCAAAGCUACGUAUGAGCGUCUGUUCCGUUGGCUAGUGCACAGGAUCAACAGAGCGCUGGACCGAAGACAGAGGCAGGGAGCAUCCUUUAUCGGCAUACUGGACAUAGCAGGCUUUGAGAUCUUCCAGUUGAACUCAUUUGAGCAGCUGUGCAUCAACUACACCAACGAGAAGCUUCAGCAGCUGUUCAACCACACCAUGUUCAUCCUGGAGCAGGAGGAGUACCAGAGGGAGGGCAUCGAGUGGAGCUUCAUUGACUUUGGCCUGGACCUGCAGCCCUGCAUCGACCUCAUUGAGAGACCGGCCCACCCCCCUGGUGUGCUAGCCCUUUUGGAUGAGGAGUGUUGGUUUCCACGGGCGACAGACCGGUCCUUUGUGGACAAGCUGUCUGCCGAGCAGGGGACACAUCCUAAAUUCUUCAAACCACGUCAAAUACGACAAGAGGCAGACUUUGCCAUCAUACACUAUGCAGGAAAGGUGGACUAUAAGGCAGAUGAUUGGCUGGUGAAGAACAUGGAUCCUCUGAAUGACAAUGUUGCGUCUCUCCUCCACCAGUCCUCUGAUCACUUCAUAUCUGAGCUCUGGAGAGAGGAUAUUCAGACUCUACCCCGUGUAUAUUUCUUUGACUCCUAUGCCACACUGCAGACAAAUGGCUCUGACAUGGAGAGGAUUGUGGGGCUGGACCAGGUGUCCAAUGACACCAACAGUGGACAGGUCAAUUUCGGGCCCGGGUUGAAGACGAAGAAAGGAAUGUUCAGGACGGUGGGCCAGCUCUACAAGGAGUCCCUCACCAAGCUGAUGGCCACACUGAGGAACACCAACCCCAACUUCCUCCGCUGUAUCAUCCCCAACCACGAGAAGAAAGCUGGCAAGCUGACUCCACAUCUGGUUCUGGACCAGCUGAGGUGUAAUGGGGUCUUAGAGGGGAUCCGUAUCUGCAGACAGGGCUUCCCCAACCGCAUCCCCUUCCAGGAGUUCAGACAGAGGUAUGAGAUCCUGACCCCUAACGCUAUCCCUCGAACGUUCAUGGAUGGGAAACAGGCCUGUGAACUCAUGAUAAGUGCAUUGGAGCUGGACCGUAACCUGUUCAGAGUGGGGCAGAGUAAAGUGUUCUUCAGGGCUGGCGUCUUAGGGCACCUGGAGGAGGAGAGAGACCUGAAAAUCACGGACACCAUCAUCCGCUUCCAGAGCGCAGCCAGGGGAUACCUCGCACGCAAGGCCUUCUUGAAAAAGCAGCAGCAGCUGAGCGCUAUGAGAGUGAUGCAGAGGAACUGUGCUGCCUACCUCAAACUCAGGAACUGGCAAUGGUGGAGGCUGUUCACCAAGGUCAAACCUCUGUUGCAGGUGACUCGUCAGGAUGAGGAGAUCCAGGUGAGAGAGGCAGAGCUGAAGAACGCCAAGGACAAUCUGUCCCGAGUUGAACAGGACUACAACGAACUGGAGAAAAAACACGCCCAGCUAAUGGAGGAAAAGGCGGUGCUGACUGACCAGCUGCAGGCAGAGGCAGAGCUUUUUGCCGAGGCGGAGGAGAUGAGGGCCAGACUGGCCAGUAGAAAGCAGGAGCUGGAGGAGAUACUGGGGGAGCUGGAGGGUCGAUUAGAGGAGGAGGAGGAGAGGGCCGUUCAGUUGACCAAUGAGAAGAAGAAGAUGCAGCAGCAUGUGACGGAUCUAGAAGAACAGUUGGAGGAGGAGGAGUCGGCUAGACAGCGCCUCCUGUUGGAGAAGGUUACCCUGGAGACCAAAGUCAAGAGCUUGGAAACAGAGAUGCUGAACACUGUAGAACAGAGAGACCGCCUGAGCAAGGAGAAGAAGCAGCUAGAGGAAAGGUUGAGUGAGGUAACAGACUCACUGACUGAGGAAGAGGAGAAGACCAAGAGCCUCAACAAGCUGAAGAACAAACAGGAAGCUGUCAUCGCUGAUCUGGAGGAGCGGUUGAAGCGUGAGGAGCAGGUUCGUCUGGAACAAGAGAAGUGGAGGAGGAGGAUGGAAGGAGAGGCCCAGGAGGCCCAGGAGCAGCUCUCUGACCUGGGUCUUCUGGCUGCUGAACUUAGGGGCACCCUGGCUCAGAGAGAAAAGGAUAUCACAUCCCUCCAGGGGAGGUUGGAGGAGGAGGGUUCCCGAAGGACUGAGGCUCAGAGGAGUCUGAGAGAGGCCAUGUCCCAGGUGUCAGAGCUCAAGGAGGAGGUGGAGAAUGAACGAGGGAUGAGGGAGAGGGCAGAGAAACAGAGGAGAGACCUGGGGGAGGAGCUGGAGGCCCUGAGGACGGAGCUAGAGGACACCCUGGACACCACGGCAGCCCAGCAGGAGCUCAGGUCCCGCAGGGAGGCGGAGUUGGGGGAGCUCCAGAGGUGUGUUGAGGAGGAGACCAGGCGCCACGAGGCGCAGCUCUCGGAGCUCAGAGUCAAACACUGCGCUGCCAUAGACAACCUGCAGGAACAACUGGAUAACAGUAAGCGGGCCCGUCAGUCCCUGGAGAAGGCCAAGGUCGUUUUAGAGGAGGAGCGGGGGAGUCUGACCUCGGAGCUUAAGGCCCUGCAGGGAGGGCGCAUGGAGAGCGAGAGGGGCCGCAAGAGGGCUGAGAGCCAAGUCCAGGAGCUGACCACACGCCUGGCUCAGGCCGACAGGGAGAGGGAGGAGAGAGACGACAGGCUGCACAAGCUACAGUCAGAGAUUGAGACCCUCUCCAGUUCUCUCGCCACCUCUGAUUCCAAAUGCCUCCGUUUAAACAAGGACGUCAGCAGCCUGGAGAGCCAGCUACACGACGCUCAGGAGCUACUGCAGGAUGAGACUCGUCAGAAGCUGGCUCUCGGCUCCAGGGUUAGGGCUCUGGAGGAGGAGAGGAAUGGACUGAUGGAGAGAGUGGAGGAGGAGGAGGAGAGAGCCAAAGAGCUCUGCAGGCAGAUACAGACGCUCACUCAGCAGCUGGCUGAGUUGCGGAAGCAGACAGAGGAGGUGAAUGUGGCAGUGGAGGCAGGAGAGGAGACACGCAGAAAACUACAAAGAGACCUGGACCAGGCAGUCCAGAGGGAGCGUCAGAAGGAGGAGGAGAAAGAGCGAGUGGAGCGUCAGAGGGAACGGUUGAGGGAGGAGAUUGAGGACAUGACCCUGGCGCUUCAGAGAGAGAGACAGAACUGCACUGCCCUGGAAAAGAGGCAGAAGAAGUUUGACCAGUGCCUGGCAGAAGAGAAGGCGGUGAGUGCCCGGCUGGCAGAGGAGAGGGACAGGGCUGAGGCAGACAGCAGAGAGAAGGAGACACGCUCCCUGGCCCUGGCACGAGCCCUGCAGGAGGCCCAAGAUCAGAGGGACGAGCUGGAGAGAUCCAACAAGCAACUCCGCAUAGACAUGGAACAGCUGGUCAAUCAACAGGAUGACGUGGGAAAGAAUGUGCAUGAGCUGGAGCGUUCCCGGCGGGCCCUGGAAACAGAGGCAGAGUCCCUCCGCUCUCAAACCCAGGAGUUGGAGGAGGAGCUGGGGGAGGCGGAGAACUCCAGGCUGAGGCUGGAAGUCACGCUGCAGGCCCUCAGGGCCCAGUUUGAGAGGGAGAUCAGCACCAAGGAGGAAAAGGGGGAGGAGAAGAGGAGGUCUCUCAACAAACAGGUCAGGGAGUUGGAGGCCCAGCUAGAGGAGGAGAGGAGUCAGCGCUCGCAGGCCAUGUCUGUUAAGAAGCAGCUGGAGGCGGAGCUACAGGAGGCAGAGGCCCAGGUGGAGACAGCCAAUCGUGGCAGGGAGGAGGGACUUAGGCAGCUACGGAGACUGCAGGCUCAGAUGAAGGAGGUGCUUCGUGAGCUUGAUGAGUCCAAGCUGGCACGUGACGAGGUGGUUGCCCAAUCAAAAGACACAGAGAAACGCCUACAGACCCUAGAGGCGGAGUUACUGCAGCUUACAGAGGAUCUAUCAGUGUCUGAGAGGAUGAGAAGACAGGCCCAGCAAGAGAGAGAUGAGAUGGCUGAUGAAAUCAUCAACACCUCCACUGGGAAGUCUGCUCUCUGUGAAGAGAAGAGGAGGUUGGAGGCACGAGUCACUCAGCUGGAAGAGGAGUUGGAGGAGGAGCAGAGCAAUGCUGAAAUAAUGGCUGAGAGAUACAGGAAGGCUACACUUCAGGUGGACACUCUGACCGUCCAGCUGCAGGGGGAAAGAACCCUGGGCCAGAAGGCAGAGAGUGCCCGAGAGUCUCUGGAGAGGCAGAACAAGGAGCUUAAGCUAAAGCUGGGGGAGAUGGAGGGAGCUGUUAGGGGAAAGCACAGACUCAGUGUCGCCGCCCUGGAGGCAAAGAUUGACAGCAUGGAGGAGCAGCUGGAGCAGGAGAGACAGGAGCGAGCUAUAGCCAACAAGCUGGUGAGGAAGACAGAGAAAAAGCUGAAGGAGGUGAUGAUGCAAGCGGACGACGAGAGGAGACACGCAGAUCAGUACAGAGAACAGUUGGAUAAGUCUAUGGGCCGGUUGAGGCAGCUGAAGCGUCAGCUGGAGGAGGUGGAGGAGGAGAACUCUCGUUCCAACGCUCUGAGGCGUAAACUCCAGAGAGAACUGGAGGAGCUAACUGACAGUUCCCAGAGCAUGACCCGUGAGAUCACAGCGCUACGCAGCCAGCUCAGCAUGCCAUCUGAACGGAAACCAGACAAGCGUGCUCCGUUGCCCUUGGGGAUGCGUUCCGGCCGCAGGGCGCUGGUGGAUGACUUGUCACUGGAGAACUCUGACUCUGAGGAGCCACCUGCCUCCCCAACCCCUUCUUCAGGCACUGGUCCUGGAACAGGCCCCGGGACCCCAACGCCCCCCUCCGAAAAUAACAGUCUGGGACCUCCCCCACCAUACAGCCUCAACGACACUGAGUAACACACAUAGGUACAUAAACAGCACAUAUACACACACAAACACACACGUACAUACAUAAAUACAGACACAGUUAGGAACAUAUACAGUA
This is a messenger RNA of Esox lucius (northern pike), 6502 nucleotides long. It is a transcript of the gene myh14, whose product is annotated as myosin, heavy chain 14, non-muscle. Gene Ontology annotation, molecular function: actin filament binding; ATP binding; cytoskeletal motor activity. The record is from RefSeq and is a predicted model, not a curated record. The transcript is spliced from 44 exons. Gene Ontology annotation, cellular component: myosin complex. NCBI's taxonomy places the organism in Eukaryota, Metazoa, Chordata, Actinopteri, Esociformes, Esocidae. The coding region runs from base 199 to 6414 and encodes 2071 amino acids.